Messenger RNA from Menidia menidia (Atlantic silverside), 1209 nucleotides. Lineage: Eukaryota; Metazoa; Chordata; Actinopteri; Atheriniformes; Atherinopsidae. The record is from the annotation of a GenBank genome assembly.
AGAGAUGCAAUUUGUACAUUAAAGUCACAAACUAUAUCCCAUCUGAAUAAAUAGAAUAAGUGGCGUAACAUGGAUGUCUAAGUCUGUACAGUUUCCCAAACUUUGUACCACAGUUAACUUCCGUUUGGCUCAUGUGACUCAGUAAAACGUAGAUUUCCAUCUGUCCUUAAACGCUCGAACCGCAAGCCAAAUUAAGAGAUAAACGUAAUCAAUACAGGACUUUAUUCCACACGGACAGUUUCUGCGGUUCUCUGGUUCUGAAACACGCUCACCCCCAGGCUCCGGGCGUGAGACACGUGACCUGUAUUUACUCCCCGAUAUCAGCCAAUGGCGGACAGCGUGAGCCACAGGGGCGGGGCUUCGGUCGGCGGCCUGUCGGUUUUAACUCCCGUCUCUUCAGCAUCAGCACAUUAGCGUAAAUCCUCUCCGGGAGUCCGACGUGAGGACCGAACAUGGGCGACUCUGCUACCGGCCCUAACGUGGCGGAACGCGUCGGUUACAUCACCCGAGUCCAGAGCUUCAGCGCCUGCCACAGACUCCACAGCAUUCACCUGAGCGAUGAGGAGAAUAAAAAGGUAUUUGGGAAGUGCAACAAUCCUAACGGCCACGGACACAACUACAAAGUGGAGGUAACGGUGCGCGGAAAGAUCGACGGAAAAACCGGCAUGGUCAUGAACCUGACAGACCUGAAGAAGCAUAUUGAGACAGCCCUUUUAUUUCCCUGUACAAUAUCCAAAACCCGACUGAUUCCAGUACUUCUUUCCCCACAGAAAGUGAUCAUGGCUCCGCUGGACCAUAAAAACCUGGAUAAGGACGUCCCUUACUUUGCCACGGUGGCCAGCACAACGGAAAACCUGGCCGUUUACAUCUGGGACAACAUGGUGAAGGAACUGCCAAAGAACCUGCUCCACGAGAUCAAGAUCUACGAGACCGACAACAACAUCGUCGUUUAUCGAGGAGAGUAGGCGUCUCUUUAGCUGGCUUUGAGCAAAAGUGCCAUUAAUCUUUGAUAAUGUAGCUCCGACUGCCUCCAAAUGUGUUGACGUUACUUUUGCAUUCCCAUCAGUUUGUUUACUAAAGUGGAAAUUCCAUAAUUUUAGAAACAGUUUUUCUGUUAAGGCAGGUGAGACCUGCUUUUGGUUUCUGCAAAGUCUUAUUUCUGUUUCCAUCAGCAGCAGUGAAAUGCUUUAACUUUUUUUUUUUUUUAUC